AUGAGUGGCGAUAUAAUUUUUAAAAAUAAAAAAGAUAAUUCACCGGAAUGUGAGUCAAUAAGUAAUUUAUUUGAGAAAAGUGAAGGCAACAGCGAUUAUGGGGAGCCCUUUGUUGAACAACGUCUUUUACUAGAUUUUACUCCAAAUGAAGAUAUUGACAAUGAAUACAAUCAAACAAAAUGCUGUGAGUUCUGGGAUUUUAUUAACAGCCAGCCUGAAUUUAAAAUAAAAUCGAUAACCAGCUUUGAGUCGUUUUCCGAUAAAGUUGAACCUGUAGAAAAUAUUAUAAAACAAAAAUAUAAUACUCCGAUUGUCAAGGAGAAGACAGCCGUGUCUAUGUUAAAAUUUGUGGAAGACAAAGGUCUUAUCAACCAUGCCUUUGAAUCAAAACUCCCAACUUUAUACUGCAAGGAAGAAUUAAACGAUUAUACCAACAAAACAUCAGUCACUGAUAUGAGUAAAAAUCCA
Molecule: messenger RNA, 468 nt
Organism: Brenthis ino (lesser marbled fritillary)
Lineage: Eukaryota; Metazoa; Arthropoda; Insecta; Lepidoptera; Nymphalidae
Source: the annotation of a GenBank genome assembly